Messenger RNA from Mytilus trossulus (common blue mussel), 2878 nucleotides. RefSeq names its product glutamate-rich protein 6-like. Bases 142 to 2367 code for a protein of 741 amino acids. The record is from RefSeq and is a predicted model, not a curated record. The transcript is spliced from 18 exons. Lineage: Eukaryota; Metazoa; Mollusca; Bivalvia; Mytilida; Mytilidae.
CCGUCGCUAUAACCAUCGAUGUAAACUAUAAUGGAGGGUAUGCAAAAAAAAUCUACCAAAAUGAUUUCUAUUAAAAUGACAAUGUAACAGCUAAUUUGACUGAAAUAAUUGACAGAAAUUGGCAAAUAAAUAGGUGGCAAAAUGGAUCCACCAGCAGAACCUGUAGUGACAGGAAAUGCACCAAAUUCUCGACCAAACAGUUCAAGGGCUGGCUCCAGGAACUCUGUCAAGUUUCCAACAUCUAAUCCGUUGCCACCAAUUGGUGCAAAAGGUGACCAUCAACCCAAAGAAGAAUCUGAUUCAGAGACUGAUUCAAUCCUUAGUGAUGAUGACAUAGGAAAGGGAGAUGAUGACACAAGAUCAACAAAAUCAAAUAUUUCAAGAGUAUCAUCAGCAUCUUUAGACAAACCAGGGACAGGAAGUGCUAGACCAUCCAUAGUUCGAGGUUUUAAACGUGAGAUAUCAGUUGAUAGAGAUUCUGAUGAUGAACGUUCCUCGAGAAGAUCUGUAACAUUCUCAGGAGACAAAUCUAUGGCAAGUAAAGAGACAAUGGAAAAAGUUACAUAUGAUGGAAGAAAAAUCACCUUUAUUACUCUGAAUACUCAAACUGACUGGGAUUGGUAUCAAGAUCAUGGAGAAGAAGCUAAAAUUUUAACAGGCAGAUCAAAAAAAUUCUCCUUGAGAUCUUCAAUAUCUAGUCGAGGCUCUAAAGGUACACAGUCACAGCAUGAGGAUGGUCGGGAUAGUCCUUGGUCUCCAACAGGUAAACCAGAAGAAGAGGAUGUGAUAAAACCAAGUCCUCCUACCCCUGAGGAGUAUGGGAUACCACAGUUAGACCUUAGUGAUAGUGAUUCAGACUCUAGUUCUGAUGAGGACAGCUAUAGGAGGCAUCACGAGGAGGAGGAUUAUAAUUAUAUGCCAAGUAUUGGGCCUCCUAAUAUCUUACAGUAUAAUAGAGAAUCAGAAAAGAAAGAAUUUGAUGUGGAAGAUCCAGAUGCUCGUUUGAUUGAGGAUGAGGUUGAUGACGAUUUCCCUAAAGAUGACCGUGGAUUACAAUAUGGAAUAUUUGGUGGUAUAUGUGAAUUUUGUGGACAUGAUAUACAACCUUUCCCAACCUUAGAACAGCAGUUAAAUUUCCCACCGGAUCAACUUUUCUGUUGUGACCGGUAUAGGGAAUUCUUUGAUUUUGCAACAACAACUGCAUUUUCAAUGGCAGAAGAACAGAAGAAGAAAUCAAAGAUGAUCAAUAUCAAAUCACAUGGUCCAUUUUCUGACAAGAAAGCAAAAAAAGCAGCCCAAGAACGAGCAGAGAAAAGAGGAAGAGCCUACGGUCAGCCAUGGAUGAAAGAUAGAGAAAUGGCCCGUAGACAACAAGAAGUAUCUGGAAUGUCAACACAGUCUAACUUUAUGAAUUCGGGGGCAGCAGCAUCUGUUGCCCGAGGUAGACCAGGAGUAGCUCCUCCACAGCCGAUUGUCGCUCGUCAAGUCAAGACUAUAAAAUACCAACUGUCAUCACAGAUGUGUUUAAAUGAAGGAUGGACAAUUAGACCUCCAAGUCCUGUUCUGCCAGAUGAUGACAAUGAUGUGUUCACACCAGAACCAUUAGAUCCUGCCAUGAUUGCUGAUGGAAAGUGGAGAGAAAGACCAAUGAUAGAAAAGUUUUACGAAGAUGAACAGAAAUUUGUUACGUUGUUUCCAGAUGGUACAGGAAAUGUUUUUUAUCCUAGUGGGAAUUUAGCUAUUCUGGUGUCAUCAGUUAAAUUAGGGCAGUAUCAUUAUGUUUUACAUGAUGACCAGCCAAUGCCUAAAACAAUAUCGACCUUUGACCCUGCAGGAUAUGGCAGUUGUUACCAUACAAAUGGAACAGUAAGAUUAUACUUGGACCAGAUGGGAGGUGUAGAGUUGGAUGAUACAGGUGCCAAGAAAAAGAAAUGGUCCUGGAAAGACCAAGAAACUCAUGUGCAUGCCCCACCAUUCCAACCUAUCUGUUUUGCUCUCAAUAAAAACAUGGCUGUGCGAGUAAUGGGACAGGAGAACAUAGCUGUUACAUUUAGUGCCAAACAGAGAAGUUGUAGAUUUAAUGUGGGAACCAAACUUAAGUUGGUGGCACCAGAAAAUAUACCUCCAAAAGAAAUAGAUGAUAAUGCAAUAUUCCUGAGUGAGAAGAAACUCAGAGUAGAGACUUUAUUAGAUAAAGUAGCAACACUAUUGAAAUUCCCAAAUUCUCCUAAAAUAGAUAAAAUCUUGCCUCCGUUACAUUUGACAUCAAAAAGUCUGAAGACAGAAAGAAUGAAGAAAGAAAGAGCAGACCAAAUCACUGCACAACAGAACAAAAAACCAGGAAAACCUAUACUUGUUGUUAGUUGAUGUGUUAGAUAUUAAAUAAUGGUAGAUUUUUUAUUUAAUUAAAUUUAAAUGAUUUGUUCAGGACUUUUCAAAAAAUUGUAACUGAAAGUGGAAAGGUGGAACUGUCUGCAUAACAAAAAAGUUUAAAGAGUGAUCAAAAUCGUUCAUGUGUAAAUCUGCUGGUUACUUCAGUCCUCUUGCACACCCUUAUAAAAAUAAGAUGGUUUGUUCAUUUAUUGAUAUGUCAAUUAGCAACAUGGACAUUUUGGACAAAGCACAAUACGAGAUGACUAUCAUAAAACAACUAAAGUAUAUAAUAUUUUACAGAAUUAAAGUUGAAAAAUAUUGUUUCUAUAAGGUUGUUUUAACCUUACAUAGUCUACAUUGUGUAAUAUACUUGUAUAUACAUAGAGAAACAAAUUGUUAUUUAUUGUACAUACUUAGAAAACUGUGUAAUAUACUUGUACAUACUUAGAGCAACAUACUGUAUAUGUAUAGAGAUAUUUAUAUAUUCAAAACAGUGUGCAAUAAA